Raphanus sativus (radish) is the source of this 661-nucleotide messenger RNA. RefSeq lists its product as uncharacterized. Lineage: Eukaryota; Viridiplantae; Streptophyta; Magnoliopsida; Brassicales; Brassicaceae. Bases 87 to 560 code for a protein of 157 amino acids. The transcript has 2 exons. The record is from RefSeq and is a predicted model, not a curated record.
UCAUCUACUAUCCUCUGGUUCCCUCCUCCAUUGAAGAAAACAAAACACAGAGAGCUAGAGAAAGAGAGAGAGAGAGCAUUAGAACAAUGGCGGCUAAUUCAAUCUGUUCGUCUUUUUCAGUGCAUUCAAUGGCGAACAAGAAGCCUUCACCUUCUGCAGCAAGAACCAUAACUUCAAAGAAGGGCACAACAAGUGGACAGGUGAAGCUGCUGACAAGAGUCGAGCAGCUCAAGCUUCUGACCAAAGCCGAAAAGGCUGGUCUUUUAUCCUUAGCCGAGAAAUCAGGUUUCUCUCUCUCCACCAUCGAGCGUCUCGGACUGCUCACCAAAGCCGAGGAGUUCGGCGUUUUGUCCGCCGCCACGAACCCCGAAACGCCUGGAACGCUGUUCACCCUGAGCAUCGGUUUACUCCUACUCGGACCGGUUUUCGUCUACUUGGUCCCUGAAGAUUACUCUUGGCAAGUGGUGGUUCAGCUCGUCGUGGCUCUCGUCUCUGUCCUCGGUGGCUCUGCUGCUUUCGCUGCUUCUGGUUUUGUCUCCAAUUUGCAGAAAUCUGAUUAACCAACCCGGUUAUUUCGAUUUUUGUUUAAACCGGGUUGGGUUUUUGUAUCGGAUUCGCUCGUGUAUUUGAAUCUAAAUUGCUUUAAGCUCAUUUCAAUGUU